Messenger RNA from Protomyces lactucae-debilis, 1116 nucleotides. RefSeq lists its product as uncharacterized. The transcript has a single exon. Lineage: Eukaryota; Fungi; Ascomycota; Taphrinomycetes; Taphrinales; Protomycetaceae. The record is from RefSeq and is a predicted model, not a curated record. The coding region runs from base 1 to 1116 and encodes 371 amino acids.
AUGUCCUCUCUCCAAGCAAGAUCACUUGCUUCUCAUGCUUCGGCCCCUGAGCCAUCCUACAAAAAAGGCUCAGCAGUCUCAAUCAGCUACAACGACAUUCAUGGUGCCUCACCAGAGAAGCUCUCUACAUUGUUCCCCAAAUUACGUGAAGCAUUUGGGCCAGAGCCUCACUGUCUUGGCAUCGUCAUUGUCAAAGAUUUGCCCGAACACUUCCCACAGAUGCGGCAUCGUGCAUUAGCCUAUUCAGCUAUUCUUGGCAAGCAAUCGCCAGACAAGCUGAGUGCACUCGAGUCUGCAGAAAGCAAGUACCUCGUUGGCUGGUCCCGAGGAAAAGAGAACUUCAAGGGCAAGCUUGAUCAGCUCAAAGGUUCAUUCUAUGUUAAUCCAACGCACGAGUACACAAGUAGCUCUACUCAACCAGACUUUCCACAAUACGAGACUCCCAAUCUUUGGCCGAAACUCGACGGCUUUCAGGAUGCAAUUACAACUCUGAGCAGGUUUGUGGUCAGUGUUGGCGGCGACGUGGCACACGCCUGCGACGCGUAUGCACAAAGUGCUCUACCUGAAAGUGCUGGCUAUAAAGCGAGCUACUUAGGCGACAUGGUGACGAGAAGCCGUACGUGCAAGGCUCGACUGCUCCACUACUUCGCCAUUUCUGAAGCCCAUGCCAAGGAAUUGAAGGAAGACCCACAACCGUGGUGUGGCGAGCAUCUUGAUCAUGGUUGUUUGACUGGUCUGACGUCGGCCAUGUUUAUCGAUGAAGCAACACAGCCCGCAUCAGCGACAAGUCCAGAUGAGAUUCAGGAACUUUCCAGCAGUCCUGACCCAGAGGCUGGACUUUACAUUCGGAACCGUGCAGGCGAGGUCAUCAAGGUCAAUAUCCCACGCGAUGCACUCGCCUUCCAGACUGGUCAAGCACUGGAACUCACUACAAAUCGUUCACUCAAGGCUGUGCCGCACUUUGUUGUUGGAUCAGGCGUGCCUGGCAUCUCACGCCAGACACUUGCAGUUUUUAUGCAGCCCAAUUUGGAGGACACACUUGGCAAUCGCAAACUCAAGUUUAGUGAUUUUGCACGAGGCAUUGUGGAUGAGAACUACGGAGUUCAAAGUGCUUGA